Molecule: messenger RNA, 3904 nt
Organism: Mus musculus (house mouse)
Lineage: Eukaryota; Metazoa; Chordata; Mammalia; Rodentia; Muridae
Gene: Slco1a4
Product: solute carrier organic anion transporter family, member 1a4
Exons: 17
Coding region: 1011-2381 (456 amino acids)
Biological process (GO): transmembrane transport
Cellular component (GO): plasma membrane; membrane
Molecular function (GO): transmembrane transporter activity
Source: RefSeq, a predicted model, not a curated record
CUGUCUCUCACAGUUAGAGGCAAUUUGAGGAUUCUGAAAAUAAGUGCUUUUCGUAGGACUUUUGCUGCUCUGACUUUCCUUUAGUCUCAGCAUGGAGAGGACCGUCUUCUAAGGCUCCUUCAUGUGUGGACUUCUCACUUGGCUGUGAUUCUUGUUUGUAAAACUUCUGAGACAACAAGACUGUUUUGAAAGGAAUCUUCAAGGUGGCGAUAGAAACUAACCAGACAGAAGUAAGACUGUUCAAAGAAUAGACAUUUGGAGACAAUCAGAAGAACAACAUGGGAAAAUCUGAGAAAGAGGUUGCAACCCAUGGGGUCAGAUGCUUUUCCAAGAUCAAGGCAUUUCUGUUGGCAUUAACAUGUGCAUAUGUAUCCAAAUCACUAUCAGGAACUUACAUGAAUUCCAUGCUCACUCAAAUAGAGAGACAAUUCGGUAUCCCCACGUCUGUAGUUGGGCUUAUCAAUGGGAGCUUUGAGAUAGGAAAUCUUCUGUUGAUUAUAUUCGUGAGUUACUUCGGAACAAAACUGCACAGGCCUAUCAUGAUUGGUGUAGGAUGUGCAGUUAUGGGCCUGGGGUGUUUCUUAAUAUCGAUACCUCAUUUCCUCAUGGGCAGAUAUGAAUAUGAAACAACAAUUUUACCUACAAGCAACUUGUCCUCAAAUAGCUUUGUGUGUACGGAAAACAGAACACAGACCUUAAAGCCAACGCAAGACCCAACAGAGUGUGUGAAAGAAAUGAAAUCAUUAAUGUGGAUAUAUGUACUGGUAGGAAACAUUAUACGUGGAAUGGGUGAAACUCCCAUCAUGCCCUUGGGUAUUUCCUACAUAGAAGAUUUUGCAAAAUCUGAAAACUCUCCUUUAUAUAUUGGGAUUUUAGAAACAGGAAUGACCAUUGGCCCUUUGAUUGGACUUCUGUUGGGAUCUUCCUGUGCAAACAUUUAUGUAGACACUGGGUCUGUGAAUACAGCCACAUGUUUGAUUUCAAAGAAUUACCCAUAAAGGUUUUUCUCAAUGAGGCUGUCACAGUGGAUAAAGAAACAGAUCUUUCUGUUAUGUGAUGACCUGACCAUAACUCCCACUGAUACACGCUGGGUCGGUGCUUGGUGGAUUGGCUUUUUGGUCUGUGCAGGAGUGAAUAUCCUGACCAGCAUCCCCUUUUUCUUCUUUCCAAAAACACUCCUAAAGGAAGGAUUACAGGAUAAUGGAGAUGGAACUGAAAAUGCCAAAGAGGAGAAGCACAGAGAAAAAAUCAAGGAGGAAAACCGAGGAAUCACUAAAGAUUUCUUUCUGUUCAUGAAGAGCCUCUCCUGCAAUCCGAUUUACAUGAUUUUCAUCCUUAUAAGUGUGAUCCAGGUCAAUGCCUUUAUCAAUUCAUUUACCUUCAUGCCUAAGUAUCUGGAACAGCAAUAUGGAAAAUCCACUGCUGAGAUAGUCUUCCUCAUGGGUCUUUACAUGUUACCUCCAAUAUGCCUCGGAUAUUUAAUUGGUGGUUUGAUUAUGAAGAAGUUCAAGAUUACUGUCAAGAAAGCUGCAUACAUAGGAUUCUGGCUAUCCCUGACUGAGUACCUUCUGUCUUUUGUUAGCUAUAUAAUGACCUGUGACAAUUUCCCAGUUGCUGGAUUAACCACCUCUUAUGAAGGAGUUCAGCACCCUCUAUAUGUGGAGAAUAAUGUCCUUGCUGACUGCAACACAAAGUGUAGCUGCUUAACGAACACAUGGGACCCAGUGUGUGGAGACAAUGGUCUAUCAUACAUGUCAGCUUGCCUCGCGGGCUGUGAGAAGUCUGUUGGAACUGGAACCAACAUGGUGUUUCAAAAUUGUAGCUGCAUUCAGUCAUCAGGAAAUGCAUCUGCAGUCCUGGGCCUGUGUGACAAGGGUCCUGAGUGUGCUAACAAGCUGCAGUACUUUUUAAUCAUAUCAAUAAUUGGCUGUUUCAUCUUCUCGCUGGGAGCCAUACCUGGGUACAUGGUUCUUCUGAGGUGUAUGAAGUCUGAAGAGAAGUCACUUGGAGUUGGAUUACAUACAUUUUGCAUGAGAAUAUUAGGUGGUAUUCCAGCACCUAUUUACUUUGGUGCUUUGAUAGACAGAACCUGUUUACACUGGGGAACUCUAAAAUGUGGUGAGCCAGGGGCAUGCAGGAUGUAUGAUAUAAAUAGCUUCAGGCGCAUUUACCUGGGGUUGCCUGCUGCUCUAAGAGGAGCAAGCUUUCUCCCUGCACUCUUCAUCCUAAUCCUUAUGAGGAAAUUCCAAUUCCCUGGGGACAUCGACUCUUCAGACACAGAUCCUGCAGAAAUGAAGCUCACUGCGAAGGAAAGCAAGUGCACAAAUGUGCACAGAAGUCCUACGAUGCAGAAUGAUGGAGAACGGAAAACUAAGCUGUGAUGAGGUUUCUACUGGCCAGUGCAAGGCCAGAACCAGAACGCACAUGUCACUAGUUUUGAAUCAUGAGAAGUACAAUCGGAACUCUUAUCUUAUUCUUAAGGCCUUCAAAAUUACUUUACUCAUGAUAAAAAAUAUUUACUGAUAGCAUUUCCAGAAGGUUGGUGUAGCACUUAAGAUUUUCCCAGGGAAAACUUCUGUAGCAAACCCCCACCCUUAACAUUAAAGCUGCCUUCAUUUUCAAAAAGUAUGUUCUCUUUUAACUCAAGGGAAAUGGAUGUUUCCCACAUAUCUUCAAAUAAGCUUGAAACUUUUCUAUUGCAGAAAGACUAUUUAAAUGUUUUUCAUUUAUAUUUUGAUGCUGGAGGUAUUUAGAGCUCAAAAUAGGCAACUUUGUUAAGCCACACUGAAAUAAUUUGUUUUAUCCUCUGUGUGUGAAAGAUCUCUACAUCUGUUGUUAUGUACUUAGGAGUGCUAACUCUCUCUGCUUUACUCUAGUCAAGACUUCCAAGGUUAGACUCUCCACAGUGGCCAUCUCCUGUUUUCAGUCCCUUCUUUCAUUACUCCUGUCACACAGUUGGUCAUUUCUUUUGCAUCAUUGAAAACUUUAAUCAGGUUGUUAAAAAUCAUGUAGCAAAAAUGAUUGGAACUUUUUUCCCUAGCAAUUCACAGCUGGUCAUGAAACUCUUCCUUAAAAUCAAGAAUGGGAGAAAACUAGUCCUUUUAAAGGCUCCUUGUCGAGAUGGGCUGUAUCUCGGUGGAUAUGUGAUUGCCUAAUACAUGUGAGGCCCUGAGUUCAACCACAAGGUAGAGUAAACUGAUAAAGUAAUAAAAAUCACUUGUCUAGAUGUAGUAUCAGAUAUUCUGAGAAGACUAAUUCUCAUAUUCAUAGAACUUUGACGGCUCAGUGUUCAUUCUAUUAACGAGCCAUAGAGCACAUGACUAUUAACAUUAAUAAUAACCGUAGAGUAAAAGCUUUCAAGAGGGACCAGCUAGAAGGUUCAAUGGAAAGAACUGUUUGCCCCUCAGCCUGACAAGGUUGUUGUGAUCCCUGGGAUCAACAUGGCAGGAGAAAAGAACAAACUCUUGCAAGUUGCCCUAUGCCUUUUUAUUUUAAUUGUGCAUGCCCCACCAAAAAUCAAUUAAUAAAUGAAAAAAUUUGAAAGUUGUAAUACUGACUUUUGCUAUAAAACUGGAAUUCAUAAACUUGAAAGUACACAUUAGAAAACUAGUUGUGGUUGUUUGAAUGAGAAAUAUCCCUCUUACGCACAGACAUUUGGACAUGUGGUUUCUAGUAAUAACUCUGCUUAGGGAAGAUUGGACACGCAUCUUUAAUAUGUAGGAGGGUUCAAAGCUUCACCCUACUUCCAGUAUAGUUUCUGCUUUGUGUUUUGGGUAAUGAUGUGAAAUCUCAGCUUUCUGCUUCAGUCACAAUGCCUGGUGCUUUCUGUCAUACCUCCUUGCCAUGAGGGACUUCAGUCCCUCUGGAUUCAUAAGUCAAAAUAAAUGCCUAUUCAUAUGUGUUA